Molecule: messenger RNA, 3465 nt
Organism: Egretta garzetta (little egret)
Lineage: Eukaryota; Metazoa; Chordata; Aves; Pelecaniformes; Ardeidae
Gene: ATP6V1D
Product: ATPase H+ transporting V1 subunit D
Exons: 8
Coding region: 1331-2020 (229 amino acids)
Cellular component (GO): proton-transporting V-type ATPase complex
Molecular function (GO): proton-transporting ATPase activity, rotational mechanism
Source: RefSeq, a predicted model, not a curated record
CUGGUAUGAGCCUCCUCUGUGCUGGAUGUGAUCAAUUACAGAAGCUGCUCAGUCUCCUUGACAGUAAACAAGACUUUGUUUAAUGCACUCUCAGAGCCUGUGAAAUCUUGCUUGAACUAGAAGGUCAGCCAGGCUCUGGCAGGUUGUGAACAAAGCAAACAAGCCAGUUCAAGGUGGUGACAGAGACCUGCUUGUUGUGAAAGUAAAGCUGCCUUUUUACCUUUUGACUUUGGGUUUUCUUUAAUCAUAAACAUUCAGAAAGUAUUUGUGCUUUUCCAUUAUGAGUAUGUGGUAGAUAUUAACGGAGCUAUUCUCAUCACAUGCCAGUAGGUGUGGAAAGUAAUGGAUUCCACUUCGUAGGUAGAAUCUUAAUUAUACUUAUUUUUUCCAGGGUCAGAGAGGAAGUGUAUAAGGCUUCUCUGCACACAGAGUUGGCUUGAGUAUUGUCCUUUGUGUGUAGUGGCUGAGUAUACAAAGUGGUAGCUUAAGUUAGCGCAGCUUGCUGGUUUUGUGGUAGUAGAGCUCCUGCUAUUCUAGUUAACUUAAAUCAAAAAGAUUCUUCAAAUUGAAAUACACUCCACAGCAGAGAGGGAAGCAAAGUUUGGAUCCUUCUUCAGUUCCUAAUUCCGUACAAGAAAUGUGUAAGCGUGCUACUGGAAGUAAGGAUAUACAAUGCUACAAGCUAGCUUGCUAAUAUCCCUUUUAAACUGAUGCUACUUCUGAUUGUCUUAAAUAGCUUGUAAAUCUCUCGUGCAGCAUAUAAAGGUAUGGAAUCAUUGCACUUUUUAACUUUCUUUAGACCAGAAUGUACAACUACUCUGUCUUGUUGCUCUGUAAGAUCAGAAUACAGCAUCAACAUAUGUGAUCACAGGAAGAAUUUGCUGUGUUGUCUGAUUUUGGGAAGAUGACGUAGCCGUAAAAGAGCUUAAAAGCAGUACCGGUGUCACACUGACAGUGGGCUUUUGGGGUAGUUUGAUUUCUGGUGCAUUUCUGGUCCUUGUUAACUCAUCAAGAAAAAUGAAAACUCUUACUUCCUAUUAUGGAAGCGCUGAAAAAUGACUCGCAAAUUUUCCAUGAUCUUUGACUUUGCAGAUGAUAACCAUGUAAUUCUCAUUGAUGAUGCAGAUAAAUAUAAUAAAUUCCCAUUUAAAUGGGAAUAUGAAAUUCUAUGCUGAAGUGGCCAUCCUGUUUUACUGCAUUGAUGUUUCUUGGUUGUUUCAAAAUUUCAGUCAUGUCCACAUCAGAAAACUUCGCAUAAGUUUUUUCUAAUCCCUUCAGCUGAUGCAGGACAUUUUUAUUUACUCCUCUGUUUAACAGGGCUCAGACCAUCAUGAAAGCUCGUUUGAAAGGAGCCCAAACAGGUCGUAACCUCUUGAAGAAAAAAUCUGAUGCUUUGACGCUUCGGUUCAGGCAGAUCCUCAAGAAAAUUAUUGAGACUAAGAUGCUGAUGGGUGAGGUGAUGAGAGAAGCUGCCUUUUCACUUGCUGAGGCAAAGUUUACAGCAGGAGAUUUCAGUACCACUGUGAUCCAAAACGUGAACAAAGCUCAAGUCAAGAUCAGAGUUAAAAAAGACAAUGUAGCAGGUGUAACCUUGCCAGUUUUUGAGCAUUACCAGGAAGGAGGGGACAGCUAUGAACUGACUGGCUUAGCCAGAGGUGGAGAACAGCUGGCUAAGCUGAAGAGGAACUAUGCCAAAGCUGUGGAGCUGCUUGUGGAACUGGCCUCCUUACAGACAUCCUUUGUUACUUUGGAUGAAGCCAUUAAAAUAACAAACAGACGAGUGAAUGCAAUUGAACACGUGAUUAUUCCCAGGAUCGAGCAUACUCUUUCUUACAUCGUUACAGAACUGGAUGAACGAGAACGAGAGGAAUUCUACAGGUUAAAGAAAAUCCAGGAAAAGAAAAAAGUAUUGAAAGAAAAAUCUGAGAAAGAUCGGGAGCUGUGGAGGGCUGCUGGUGGGGAACGUGAACCAGCCAAUCUCUUAGCAGAAGAGAAGGAUGAAGACCUUCUCUUUGAGUAACCCAGCACAGUUGUAUAUGGAGCCAGGGACCCAGAAUACAGAAUGUCCAUUUGCAAUAUCAUUCAGGACAUGUUGCCUCAAUGAUACUUAUGUGGCUUCUCCGUUGGUGUGUAAGUCUUGAGUUGAAUGGACUGUGGAUUUCUCCUGGGAGAUUAGAAAUCUGGGAACUUGACUGCAGCAUAGGAGGAAAAGGAGGUAUGAUUCAGGUGCUUUACUAUCAGGAAAGCUUUCUAUUGCAUGUUCAGCCUGUUUCUUCACUUAGUAGGAGUGACUGUCCAUAGCUGUGGUUUUUGCCUCAUCAGAUUCCUCUUUAAUUGCUCCCCUGCCUAGUGCAAGCAGAGGAAAAUGUUAUUUAGGGAGGGAGAUGCAUGUAAUUACUGCUGAACUGCUAAUGAUGUUCAAGUUGCUUAAAGCAGGUCUUGGCACAGCUGAAGUCAAAUGUCAGUAAAGGCAACUCCAGUUUUCUAACGUGUUGAUGAAAUCCACAGUCUUCUGUGAUUUAUUUCUGUUGCACGAUUGUUACCAUUGGCCUAAAACAUCUAUGGUUUUAAUUAGAGGUUCUGCCAACUUGUGUACUGUCUGUGCUAAAAACAAGUAAAAAUUUUAGGUGUUAAGUAUCUGGUGUCUGGCUCAAUUUGCUAGGUGGUGCUGGUCUUAACAGCUUGUCAUGUUGAUUUAAAAAUAAAACCUUCACUUCAUCCCAUACCCCCAACUUAGAAUCUGCACUGGCACAUCUAUUUUCAGCCUGUGCCCAUGUUGACUUAACCUUUACUGCUUUGGGUAAGUAAUCAAGGAGAAGCGGCUCCCUCCUGACACAAACACCCAGCUACGUGUUGCUCCAGAUCUUCAUUGCAACCAGUAGGAUGGCCAGCAAAGCAGGGCUGAAUGUACAGUAGUCCCUCCUUGCUGUGAUUCUCCAUGUCCUUUGCUGAUUAGGGGUGCCUAGGAGAGUGGCUGAUAAGAGAGGCCAUCACUGAAUGCUGCUCAGUCUGAAGCGCUGUUUUCCUAAAGACAUUGGUUCGCAAUUGGCAAACUGAACACACACCAUAGCAGUAAUACUAGUAUGUUGUCUCUAGUACUACUAGUCUCUUCAAGGUAAGCAUCUUGUUUUAAACAUGAUCCAGCACUUAACUGCAGAUGCAGGGUAAGUGCAAGGAAAUUAAUUCCUAUUAAGACCUUUAAAAAGUAAUUUUAUAAUUGUAUGAAACACAAGGCCAUUUCUUUUCUCUUCUGAAGCUGAAGGCAGCACAGCUGAAUAGUAAGUCCAUACUCUGUUGUAAGAUACAGGUUCAGCUUGAAAGAGACAUCUGUAGAUCUGAGGACAUGUGGUUACCUCUCCCACUGGACGCAUGGUGUCAGAAGGAACAGAGAACAUCCUCUACGGUGCUGAUGGGUCACAGCAUCUUUCACACAUUCAGCAAAAUGGCAGAAAGAAGACUCCCAAG